Molecule: messenger RNA, 2993 nt
Organism: Centropristis striata (black sea bass)
Lineage: Eukaryota; Metazoa; Chordata; Actinopteri; Perciformes; Serranidae
Gene: acvrl1
Product: activin A receptor like type 1
Exons: 10
Coding region: 591-2096 (501 amino acids)
Biological process (GO): protein phosphorylation; dorsal/ventral pattern formation; heart development
Cellular component (GO): BMP receptor complex; plasma membrane
Molecular function (GO): SMAD binding; transforming growth factor beta receptor activity, type I; ATP binding
Source: RefSeq, a predicted model, not a curated record
AAAGCUGCGUACUAUUUAAAAAAAAUCUCUAAUCUUGCCUUUUGAUCGGGACUACAGACGACAACAAAAAACUUCCAUACUUAUUGGGAGAGGAUUUACAAAGAGAACUUCACUUGUUAGGUUGUCAAAGCGUAAGAAGUCUGGUCUGGAUCCAAACCGACGACGAUGUUGUCGGUUUAUCAGCGCAGAUUUGGACCGAGAUGAGAUAGCUGCCGCUGUUUGUCGUCCUGCCAGGACUCAGCUGCCAGCUCUUAUUUUUAUAUUUCACUUCAUCCACACGUAGAGGUUGCAGUCGUUGCUGAUCGAGUUUUCAUUUUGGGAGCAAAGAGGGAAAACAGCGGACGAACUUUUCCCAGAAACGGCGCUUGGUCGUUACUGAAGCAGGAAAGGAUGUGAACAUCUGUAAUUGAGCUGUUUUAGACGAAAAGUAAACCGAUUUAUUACACUCUUGAAAUGGAGUCAGCUGUAUUUUAAACGUACAUUCUGCUUUUGACUUACGUUUGGCCGCGGAGGGACACUUCAAUUAACUUUGAUAUGGAAGACGUGCGGCGUUCGCGUCUGUCACGUUAAGGAGCGAGUAGAUAAAAGAGAUGGGAAGCUCUGCUCUGCUCACAGUGGUGCUAAUUGGGGCGUUUCUGUGGAUCUCUGCUGUCCAUGCAGAUUCUAAUGACGAUGAGAAGCUGCUGUGUACAUGCGAGAAUGCCAAAGGCACAUGCGUGAAUGGAACUUGCAGAGGAGACAUCUGCUUCUACACAUGGGUGCAUGGAUAUGAGGAGAGGGGAUGUUUCUCCAGAGCUAACUACAGGGAGCAGUGCUUCACCUCCUUUGACCGCUUCCAUGUCUCCUGCUGCUUCAAGAGCCUGUGCAAUGCCAACGCCACACCACCUCCAGAUAUUGAUCCAACAGAAAAGCCUUCAGAGACCACCCGUCCAGAGCUGUGGAUCACGUUGUCCCUGCUGAUGUUGAUCACGACUGCCAGUGUGUGUGGCCUGGUGCUGUUCCUGCGCUGCCGACAUGCACACGGCAGACUGAAAAAUGUUGAAGAGCAGGAUGUCACCAUGAUCAAGGUCCCUAAUGGAGAAGACCCCACAUACGGGGAUAUAUUUGAUGAGUUUUGUACAUCAGGGAGUGGGACCGGGCUACCCUAUCUGGUCCAAAGGACUAUGGCAAGACAAAUCUCUCUUGUCCAGUGUGUCGGUAAAGGCAGGUAUGGGGAGGUGUGGAGGGGAACUUGGAUGGGGGAGAGUGUGGCCGUCAAGAUCUUUUCAUCCAGGGAUGAGCAGUCCUGGUUCAGAGAGACCGAGAUCUACAAUACUGUACAGCUGAGACACGACAAUAUACUGGGUUUCAUAGCCUCUGACAUGACAUCCAAGAAUUCCAGCACCCAGCUGUGGCUCGUCACCCACUUUCAUGAGCUGGGUUCACUCUACGACUUCCUGCAGUACAGCAGUUUGGAGCCAGAGAGCUGCCUGAGGAUGUGCCUGUCUGUGGCCUGCGGCCUGGUCCACCUUCACACUGAGAUUGUCAGCUCCCAGGAAAAGCCCGCUAUUGCCCACCGAGACCUGAAAAGCCGGAACAUCCUGGUAAAGCGCAACGGACAGUGUUGCAUUGCUGACCUAGGUUUGGCUGUGAUACACUCUCAGUCCCAUGACUACCUCGAUGUGGGCAACAACCCUCGUGUGGGGACCAAGCGCUACAUGGCCCCUGAAGUGCUGGAUGAGACUAUCCGUAUGGACAUCUUUGAGUCCUAUAAGCAAACUGAUAUCUGGGCCCUGGGCCUGGUCUUCUGGGAAAUUACCCGCAGGACCAUCGUCAAUGGGAUCGUAGAAGAAUACCGGCCUCCCUUCUUUGACCAGGUGCCCUUAGAUCCCAGCUUUGAGGAGAUGAAGAAGGUGGUGUGUGUGGACCAGCAAAGGCCCAGUCUGCACAACAGGCUCCAUUCCCAUCCUAUCCUAACGGCCAUUGGGAAGAUCAUGAAGGAGUGUUGGUACCAGAGCCCACCAGCCCGCCUCACUGCCCUGCGGGUGAGGAAGACGCUCUCCAAACUGGACCAUGACAGUGACUUCAGCAUUGAGAAGCUCAAGCAGGACAUCUAGAGCAGAGCACCGGGAUGAAACAGGGACAAACGACUAAAACCACCAGAAGGGAUUAUGCACCACAUUCCAAAAGCACAAGAUGCAUAUCAUUAGCAUAUUUUGAGCUAAUGAUUCACACAAUCGCUGCAUUAUAUUAAAACCAUAUGACUUUCAGCUGUAGUGUCUAGACCAGCUCCUGAGGCUAUUUUUCUUUUAUGUACCCUAAUUUUCGUCAAACAAAAAAGGCCCCAAAAACAAAACUAUUAGGACCAAAAAAUAGUGUCAAAUUCAAAUCCUUUUUUAUCAUUUUUGCUCAGCUGUUAAAAUUAAUUUCCGAAGCAGAAUAAUUAACAUGGAACAAUUCAAAGGCUGUUCUACAUGCACAGGGCUCAUUCAUUAUUUUCAUGACAUAAAGGAAAAACACAUUACUCAUCUUAUCGAGAAGAGGAGGAGUAUGUAAUUCUGGACUUUCUCUGGUCAUUUUUGGGAAAAACCCAUUUGUGUAAUUUCAGAGUCCAAAGCCACAAAAAACAAAGGUCUUAAAAUAGAAAUACAGGAAAUACUUAAGUGAAAACAUUCUAAAGCACAUUACCUGCAUAUUUAACUUAUAUAAAAUCAGCAUUUAUUAUCUGCACACAUACACAUUGAGCUAUUUAGUUGUACAUAUUCUAACAGCAUUGAAGCUGUUGUCUUGUAUCACCAUUGGGUUUAUUGUAAAUAUAUUUUAAAAGGGUAUUAUUUUCAAUUAUUCAACAUGAGACACAUUUUAUAUACAUUUUUUUACGACACAACAUUUUAAAAGUAUUUUUUUACAUUUCUGUAGGCCAAUAAUGUACCAUCACCAUUACUACGGUCAGUAAGGGAAUUCACAAACAGACAUGUAAUGUUGUAUGUUGAAUAAAGGACUGUAUUUUUCAA